AAGAACAUACUCUAGAGAUUAUCCUUUCUUUUUCUUAUUUCUCAACACCAAAAAAAAAAGAAAUAAAAAUGGGAUUGGGACUAAUAAUAAUAGCCAUAAUAUUAUUAUGGAUUGUAGUAUCAAGAACGAGAGAAAGAAGAUGGGUUUUACCACCGGGGCCGAUUAGGUUACCACUAGUCGGAAACCUUCUUCAGCUAAGUAAGGAGCCGCAUGCAUCAUUUGCCAAAUUGGCUAGUCAAUAUGGUCCAAUAAUGACCCUUUGGUUAGGACCUAUACGAACCGUGGUCAUAUCUUCUAGUGAAGUGGCUAAAGAAAUGUUUAAGAAUCAUGAUACCGUUCUGGCAGGAAGGCAGAUUUAUGAAUCCAUGAAAGGAAAAUAUGGUAAUGAAGGUUCUUUGAUUACGGCUCAGUAUGGAUCGCAAUGGCGGUUACUAAAGCGUCUUUGCACCACAGAAUUGUUUACGGGCAGUCGUCUUGACGCCACGCAAACCAUACGUGCAAACUCCGUUGAUCGAAUGAUACAAUAUUUAAGAAAUGCAAGUGAGAAUGGAACCAAAGCCGUUGAUCUUCAUAGAUGUUUUUUCUUGAUGGCUUUUAAUCAUAUUGGUAAUCUAAUAUUCUCACAAAAUUUGGACGAUCCAAAUUUAGAGAGAGGGUCUAUAUACUUUUAUCAUACAUCUAAGAUCAUGGAGGUGAGUUGUAAGCCAAAUGUCGCAGAUUUUUUACCAAUUUUGAAAUGGAUUGAUCCUCAAGGUAUAAAGAGAAGGACUCAUUUUCAUACCGAACAUGCCUUCGAAGCUGGUCAAGGUUUUAUCGAAGAAAGGAUUAAAAUUAGGUCAUGUGAAGCACAUGAUGGUGAUAAAGAUAAAAGAAAGGACUUUUUAGAUGUGCUUUUGGAUUUUCAUGGGGAUAAUAUCAAGGCACCCUCUAAAUUAACCUCAACAUUCAUGAAUAUUAUCAUCACCGAAAUAUUUUGUGCAGGAAGUGAUACAACAUCGAGUACUUUAGAGUGGGCAAUGGCUGAACUCCUUCACAAUCCUAUUAUACUUAAAAAGUUACAGUUCGAGCUAAGAACCAUUAUCCAUCCUGAAAACAAGUUUGAAGAAAAAAAUAUCGAAAAUCUUCCAUAUCUAAUGGCAAUCAUCAAAGAAACUUUAAGGCUUCAUCCACCAACACCUCUCCUAGUCCCACACAUGGCCAUGGAAUCGUGCAACAUGCUUGGUUUCGAUAUUCCAAAAAAUACUCAGAUUCUGGUUAAUGUUUGGGCAAUAGGAAGAGAUCCAAAAACUUGGGAGGAUCCUUUACUGUUUAGACCGGAGAGAUUUCUUGAGCCAAAUAUGGCGGAUUAUAAGGGUAGUUAUUUUCAGUAUUUACCCUUUGGUUCUGGUCGUAGAAUGUGUCCUGCUGUUCCUCUUGCUUCUCGUUUGCUCCCUUUUGCUCUCGGAUCGGUUGUGCACUCUUUCGAUUGGGUUUUGGAUGGGAUUAAACCAGAAAAUGUAGACAUGAGUGAAAUGGUAGAAUUAACACUUAGAAAAUUUAUUCCUUUAAAAGCUAUUCCAGUUCCUCUCAAGAACAAUUGCGCUAAUGAGUAGAAUACAAUGUUAUCAUAGUUGUAGAUAUAUUAAUUCGUUUUACUUUAAAUGUAUCACAUCUCACUAGAUACCUUUUUAACAAAAAUAAAUUAAUCAAAUGUAUAGAAAAGAAAAAGUAAAUUAUCAUGGGGAUAAAUCAAGGCACCCUCUUCUUUAUUCUCAAUGUAAGCAUAUUUUUGAAUUCUUGUUAUUCUCACAUUCAGACUAUUGAUAUAGUAUAAAUUCUUUUUA
Molecule: messenger RNA, 1823 nt
Organism: Mercurialis annua (annual mercury)
Lineage: Eukaryota; Viridiplantae; Streptophyta; Magnoliopsida; Malpighiales; Euphorbiaceae
Product: cytochrome P450 76A1-like
Exons: 2
Coding region: 69-1592 (507 amino acids)
Molecular function (GO): monooxygenase activity; oxidoreductase activity, acting on paired donors, with incorporation or reduction of molecular oxygen; iron ion binding
Source: RefSeq, a predicted model, not a curated record